CAGCAGGCAUCAACAAUAAUGGCAGCCAGAUGACAGGUGUCCGGAAAAAUAUUUUCUGUGUAUUUAGGAUAUACUGCCGCAGUUACCAGUGAUCCUGUUACCAUGACACUGGUAGCUGCCGCGAGUAGAUUUGCGAGAGUCUAUAUUUUUAGUCCGGAAGCGUUCAUAUUGUGCAUAUUGCUACUACUUUUGUACAACUCUUUUCUUCACAUCCAACCUCUCUGGCGGUUGUUCCAAAGAGCCCGUGUGAAGCUUCAAUUGAAACUAAGUGGGAACUACGACCAUGUUCCGGAGCAUAGUGAACAAGAGGUGUCACAAGAAAAGACUAAAGCUUCCUGGGAAUCUAAAAAAGAAAAUGUUGCAGUUUUCGCUAUACAAGGCCGCCGUCCACAUAUGGAAGACCGUUUUAAUAUUGUGAUUGACUUGGAACACACAAGAACGUCUAUAUAUGGCAUUUUUGAUGGCCAUGGAGGAGAGUUUGCAGCAGAUUUUGUGGAGAAGACUUUGUUUAAGAGCAUCAUGAUACGGCUACUAAAGAUUUCACUGGGCGAAGAACCCGAGAACUUCACUCAGAUGCUGAUCGAGGAGUUUCUCACCGUGGACAAACAGCUGCUCAGUCUGGCCAAGUCAAACAUGGAAAUCUCAGGCACCACAGCGCUGGUGGCGUUGUUGAAGGACAGGCAGUUGACUGUGGCCAACGUUGGCGACUCCCGCGGGGUGCUCUGUGAUCAGGAUGGCAAGGCCGUCCCUCUCUCCUUCGACCAUAAGCCACAGCUGCUGAAAGAAAGGAAGAGGAUUCGUCAGGCCGGGGGUUUCAUCAGCUUCAAUGGGGUGUGGAGGGUAGCUGGUGUGCUAGCCACAUCAAGGGCUCUCGGGGACUACCCUCUGAAGGAGAAAAACUUUGUGAUAGCCGAACCAGAUGUCUUGAAAUUUGACAUGGACGAAAUUCAACCCAAGUUCCUUAUUUUGGCCACAGAUGGAUUGUGGGAUUGCUUCAGCAACGAGGAAGCUGUGGACUAUGUGAAAGAGAGGCUGUCAGAGCCUCACUAUGGUGCCAAGAGUCUCGUGUUGCAAGCAUAUUACCGGGGCUCCGUAGACAAUAUUACUGUGAUGGUGGUAAACUUCACAACAGGGAAGGUGGCAUAUUACAACGCUAAUCGGUAGUUGGUGGUCGUCCAAAGCUGUCUGUAUUCAUUGAAGGAUUCUCUAACAUGGUUGUAUGUUAUCACAUUAUUCCCCCGAUUGUGUGAAUGGUUGAUACAUUCUUUUAUGGCCUUAUCUCAAAAAUGCAGCUCAAAUUUUGUCAAUAUCUAAAUAGUAUGUUUUCCGAGAUCUCACCUAAUUCUACCUGUUGCUAAACACGUGACACAGGACACGCUAUCCUUGCAAAAUGGCCUCCAUUCUAUAGCAGACUUAGAUUGACCAAGAAACAUUGCAGGUCGUGUGCUCAACGCUUCACUUCCAUUCGGUCAGAGUUUGUUUGUUUGUUGUGUAACGCCGCACUCAGCAAUAUUCCAGCUAUAUGACGGUGGUCUGUGAAUAAGUGAGUCUGGACCAGACAAUCCAGUGGUUGAUAUCAUGAGCAUUGACCC
Molecule: messenger RNA, 1592 nt
Organism: Haliotis rufescens (red abalone)
Lineage: Eukaryota; Metazoa; Mollusca; Gastropoda; Lepetellida; Haliotidae
Product: protein phosphatase 1L-like
Exons: 4
Coding region: 103-1164 (353 amino acids)
Biological process (GO): protein dephosphorylation
Molecular function (GO): protein serine/threonine phosphatase activity; cation binding
Source: RefSeq, a predicted model, not a curated record